Messenger RNA from Oldenlandia corymbosa var. corymbosa, 4013 nucleotides. The record is from the annotation of a GenBank genome assembly. NCBI's taxonomy places the organism in Eukaryota, Viridiplantae, Streptophyta, Magnoliopsida, Gentianales, Rubiaceae.
CUUUCCCACAGCUCAAAGCCACUGCCUUAUCCCCUUCCCCCCGUCUUCGUUUCCCUCCUUCCCCAACCUCUCUUCCUUUCUAUCCUGUAGAAAAAAAUGGCCUGCUCUUCCUCAAUUAUAGGAGUCUCUUCCAUAUACCAAACAAACCCUUCUUUGGAACAUUCAAGACGGCCCACUUCAACUCCUCCUUUGUCUCUCCCUUUUGGGCCUGAAAAAUCGGUUUUUUGUGGUCUCAAGGUUGCUGCCUCCAAUGGUCAGUUGCGUUCUGCUAAACAGAGCUCUGCUUCAAAUGGGAAUUCAUCACCAUUUGUUGCUUCUGCUGUGGUGACACCGAAUUCUUCGCUUCUUAGUGAGGAGGCCUUUAAGGGACUUGGCGGUGGGAGGUUUCGGGAGGAUUCUUUGGAGGCCAGUGAGACUGAGUAUGAGUCUCAAGAAGAGGAUUAUGAGGAUGAUGAUGAGGGUUUCGGUGAAGAUGAGGGUUUUGGUGAAGAUGAGGUUGUGGAUGAGAAUGAGCUUGAUAUUGCUAAGUUGGGUUUGCCACAAAAGCUUGUUCAGACGCUGGAGUCACGAGGGAUUACUCAGCUUUUCCCUAUUCAAAGAUCUGUUCUAACACCAGCUCUGCAAGGCCGUGAUAUAAUUGCUCGUGCAAAGACAGGAACUGGGAAGACAUUAGCUUUUGGAAUUCCAAUCAUCAAGCGACUUACCGAAGGUGAAGAAGAAAGAUUUUCUAAAAGACGGUCUGGACGGCUUCCCCGCGUUUUAGUCCUUGCACCGACUAGGGAGUUAGCCAAGCAAGUAGAGAAAGAAAUCAAAGAGUCUGCUCCAUAUCUGAACACUGUUUGUGUAUAUGGAGGAGUUUCUUAUAAUUCUCAGCAAAAUUCCCUUUCCCGUGGAGUGGACGUGGUGGUGGGAACUCCAGGAAGACUUAUUGAUCUAAUCAAUAAUGGUAGUUUAAAAUUGGGAGAAGUUGAGUACUUGGUCCUUGAUGAAGCCGACCAAAUGCUUGCUGUUGGAUUUGAAGAAGAUGUGGAGCUAAUUCUUGGAAAGCUUCCAUCACAGAGGCAGAGCAUGCUUUUUUCAGCAACCAUGCCUGGUUGGGUGAAAAAACUGGCUAGGAAGUAUUUGGAUAAUCCAUUGACGAUUGAUUUGGUUGGUGACGAGGAAGAAAAAUUGGCCGAAGGGAUAAAGCUGUUCGCAAUACCUACCACUGCCACCUCUAAGCGAACAAUUUUAAGUGACCUUAUUACGGUAUAUGCAAAGGGUGGAAAGACCAUUGUCUUUACUCAGACCAAGAAAGAUGCUGAUGAAGUUUCAUUAGCAUUAACAAACAGCAUUGCUUCUGAGGCACUGCAUGGAGAUAUAUCACAGCACCAGAGGGAAAGAACGCUAAAUAGUUUUAGGCAAGGGAAAUUUACUGUCCUGGUGGCCACUGAUGUAGCAUCCCGGGGUCUGGACAUACCCAAUGUAGAUUUGGUUAUUCAUUAUGAGUUGCCCAAUGAUCCUGAGACAUUUGUGCAUCGCUCUGGGCGCACGGGGCGAGCAGGAAAGGAAGGCAGAGCUAUUCUCAUGUUCACAAGCAGCCAGCGAAGAACAGUCAGAUCACUCGAGCAUGAUGUUGGUUGCAAAUUUGAUUUUAUUAGCCCACCAUCUAUUGAAGAGGUUUUGGAGUCAUCUGCCGAGCAAGUUGUGGCCACUCUUGGUGGAGUUCAUUCUGAAUCUAUAUCGUAUUUCACCCCAACUGCACAGAAGAUGAUGGAUGAACGGGGAGUAGAUGCUCUUGCUGCUGCACUAGCACACUUGAGUGGAUUCUCACAGCCUCCAUCAUCAAGAUCUCUUAUUACUCACGAACAGGGAUGGACUACAUUGCAGUUGAUCCGUGAUUCUGACGCUGCUCGAGGGUAUUUAACAAAUAGAUCAGUUACUGGGUUCCUUGCAAGUGUUUAUUCAGCAGCUGCAGAUGAGCUAGGAAAAAUUCACCUGAUUGCAGAUCCACAGGUUCAAGGAGCAGUUUUUGAUCUUCCCGAAGAGAUCGCAAAGGAACUUCUAAGCAUGGAGUUACCACCUGGAAACACUAUUUCCAAGAUCUCAAAAUUGCCAGCCCUGCAAGAUGAUGGUCCCCCCAGCGAUUUCUAUGGCAAGUUUUCAAACAGGGACCGCGGUUCACGUGGAGGAUUCAGGGAUAGGGGUUCCAGGUCUUCCAGAAGUUGGUCCAGCAGUCGAUUCUCCGAUGAUGAUAAUGACUUUAGGCGAGGUGGUCGCAGUGGCAGAAGCCAGAGUCGGUUCUCUGAUGGUGAUGAUGAUUUUAGGCGAGGGGGUCGGAGUGGCAAAAGUGAUUGGUUGAUUGGUGGUGAAAGACGAUCUAGCCGACCAUCUUUUGGUAACAAGGACAGAGGCUUUGGUGGCGCAUGCUUCAACUGUGGUCGGAGUGGUCAUAGGGCAUCAGAAUGCCCCACCAAGCAAGGUUAUUAACUAGGUGAUUGAUUCCUCGUGAAUUCAUCUAGCAUCUUUUGUGGGUGAAAGGCUGGGACAAAUUGGAUCACGAUGAAGACUGGAGCUCCUGUUCUCGUUGAUGGUUGUUCAGAAGGUCCUAAAUGUGGAACAAAUUGUUGGAUUUUGUGCCAGAGGAAGGUCUUACUAUUUCUUGCGUGUCCUCACUCGUUCCACCCACCAGCUCAGCUGGUCUCUCUUAUCCAGUUUCUGAGAGAUCCUCUCUCGUGCUAAUGUUGUUCGUUGCUUGCCCGCUUAUUAUUUAUGUUGCCCCAUAUUUAGGCAAACUAUUAAGAGCUAUGAUUUGCUCACAAUGAUGCCUGGCAUUUUCGUAGAAAAGACUAUUUCUAAUCCUAUUUAUAGUUUUUGCUGGAAUUGACAAGAUAUUACUUAACAGAUCAAUUCAAUUUUGAGGCUUUGAUGCUUGGAAAUCAGAUGUUGUAUUACUCAUUGUCACUAUCAUGUCAUUACUAAUACCAAAGGAAAUCUGUUGGCACAAUUUUUAUGUUCAAAUCAUGUUUACUAAUGUAAAAACAUCAUUCUGCUUACAGAUACGAUCUAAUUCGAUAUUCAGACUGAAAAUAUGGAAUUAGGAAUAACCUGAAAGAUGCUUAACGAUAUCAAAAUCAAGGAUUUUUUAGUGUUACGGAUGAUUCCUAGUAUUGACAGCAAUCACUACCCUCCAUAGAGUAUGCUCAUAAUUGUGUUUAGAUGUGCCCUCUUAUUCUUCACAGCUUCCCUAACCAUCCCCUCUUCUGGAACAACCCCUUUGCUCUUCAAAAUCUCCAACAAUUCCUUCCCUUCUUCUGCCAACCCUACAUUCGCCAAACCCUCGUAAACACCAGCACAAACCCCGGCGUUGGGCUUUAUCCCUCUCUUCUCCACCAUCUCCAACGCGUGCUUCUUUGCCUCCUUCGCCAACUUCACGUCCCCGCUAGCCACCAGGCCCCUGAUUAAUACACUGUAUGUAUAGGCAUUAGGCAGCACCCCAGAACCCAACAUUUGCAUAAACACCUUCAAGCCCUGCUUCGCCUGCCCGGCGUUGACAUAAGCCUCCAUCACAGCCGUGUGAGCCACCACUUCCGGCAUCUGCCCCUUGUCCUUAAUCUGCGAAAACAGUUCCAGCGCCUCGUGGGUCAAACCAUCCUUAGACAAUCCAUCGAACAUCUUAGCCGCACUGUCCAUCAUCCCAUCACCACGCAUCCUGUGGAACACUUCUUGCAAGUUCGUCGGAUCCUCGGGUUCCUCGAUGACGGGUUUCUUGCUAAAUGGAUCAUAUGGUGGGGGUAGGUUAGACUUAUCAACACGAUUUUGAGGUUUAGAUUCCGAGUCGGAGUCAGAAUCGAACUCUGAAUCGGACAUUGAGAAAUUCACUAAAGUAUUGCGCUUUCGAGGUUUAGCCGUAGAAUUACCCGUAGUUUCUGAAUGGGCGGCGGCUGCGGCGGCGGAGGAGGAGGAGGAGGAGGAAGUGCAAAAUGGCAUUCCAAAUGGCGGAUUUAAGCGAGAGAAUCGGAAUGGGGAUUCAG